AUGCUGCACAAUGUAGCCCCAGUGGCUCACAAGACUCCACAGAAAAUCACCAUAGUCGGAGUAGGCGCUGUUGGAAUGGCUUGCGCUUACAGCAUACUGCAACAAGUCAACCAGAAUCACGUGAGCGAAGGAGUGGAUGUUGCCGAAAAUAAGGUGAAAGGGGAGAUGAUGGAUUUGCAGCAUGGACAAGCGUUCACUGGACGGACCGUUAUAAGGGCGGAUACGAAAUAUGAUAUUACUGAUCACUCCAAGCUUUGCAUCAUUACUGCUGGCCUACGACAAAAGAUAGGCGAAACAAGACUUUCUCUUGUGCAGCGGAAUACAGAUGUGUUCAAAAAGAUCAUACCGGAGCUGGUGAAGCGCUCUCCGGAAACAAUCUUACUGGUGGUUGCAAAUCCGGGUUUCGUUACCUUAUCGCUGAGAAAUUCAAUAUAUCUGCGUCAUCCUGCCAUGGAUGGAUUAUUGGAGAGCACGGUGACUCUAGCGCAAGAAAGUCUUACAUUGAACUUGAUUUCAGUACCUGUAUGGUCCGGGGUGAACGUUGCUGGAAUUAGUAUAACAAGCGUUAGCAAGCAGGUGUCUUCGCAUAUGAGCUCUGAAGCGUGGGAGGAAGAUAUUCACAAGAAAGUCAUAGAUAGUGCCUACGAAAUUAUCAAAAUGAAGGGCUACACCUGUUGGGGAAUCGGACUUGCAGUGGCAAAAAUAGCAAAAGGAGUUAUGAGAAACUCUCGUAACAUCUAUGCACUUUCAAUUAAUGUAAAGGGUAUGCACGGUAUCACUGAUGAUGUCUUCUUGUCGCUUCCUUGUGUUCUUGGUAUUGGUGGCAUUACUCAAAUUGUUAGGCAGGAUCUCAAUCAAGAAGAAAUUGCGAAACUUCACAAGAGCUGGAAAACGCUUUAUGAAGUACAGAAGCAAAUCAAAUUCUAA
Molecule: messenger RNA, 927 nt
Organism: Cylicocyclus nassatus
Lineage: Eukaryota; Metazoa; Nematoda; Chromadorea; Rhabditida; Strongylidae
Source: the annotation of a GenBank genome assembly